Seminavis robusta is the source of this 636-nucleotide messenger RNA. Lineage: Eukaryota; Bacillariophyta; Bacillariophyceae; Naviculales; Naviculaceae. The record is from the annotation of a GenBank genome assembly.
AUGUCUUUGUUGCAGGUGUCAACAAGAAAAUCAAAGAGCUUUAUGAAAAGUACUGUGACACUGUGGAAGAUCCUCCAAAGGUGCGGUUGGUUUCAGAUGGUUGGAAUGACAAAGUGCAACCAGCAACCAGCACAGUCACAUUCUACAGCGCAGGCAGCCUUUUCUAAUGUGUCAUGUGCUGAAUACUGGGAAAAUAACAAAUCCAAGGCUAAGAGGUGUUCUAGUGCUGCUCUAGGUGGGCACUUAGAGAUACUCAAAUAUGCCAGAGUGAAUGACUGUCCUUGGAAAGAUUUAACAUGUGCUAGUGCUGCUGGAAAAGGGCACUUGGAAAUAUUGAAAUGGGCCAGAGAAAAUGCAUGCCCUUGGAAUGAAUCAACCUGUGCUAGUUCUGCUGGAAAAGGGCACAUGGAAAUAUUGGAAUGGGCCAGAGAGAAUGGGUGCCCCUGGAAUGCUGAUGUGUGCACAAGGGCUGCUCAGAAUGGGAAUCUGGAGAUGUUAAAAUGGGCCAGAGAACAUGGAUGUCCGUGGAAUGAAGAAACAAGCACUCAAGCUAACAAUCGUGCGCUCUGGACUGGAAAUAAAGAUGUUCUGCGGUGGGUUUGUGACAAUGGAUGCCCAGGAUCCCAGUGGUGGUAA